This is a messenger RNA of Exaiptasia diaphana, 3956 nucleotides long. RefSeq lists its product as uncharacterized. The transcript has 2 exons. Bases 203 to 3013 code for a protein of 936 amino acids. The record is from RefSeq and is a predicted model, not a curated record. NCBI's taxonomy places the organism in Eukaryota, Metazoa, Cnidaria, Anthozoa, Actiniaria, Aiptasiidae.
CAUGCGCCGAUCGCACCGGUGAAUUUGKCAUUCUUGUCGUUCAAACAACGCUUCGAGUUCUUGUAGCCAUGGUUCUCUUCAAACUUCUCAAGAAUUUGAAUAUCACUUGAUUCAUGUGACAGCAACAUUAUUUAUUGUGAGUAUCUUAAUAGUAUAAACAGUUCACCGAUUAUCGGCGGCGAAUUUGUGGAAAAAUUCAAAUAUGGGCACUGUCUURCCGCCCUGGAAGCUUGAACUGAUCGAGAAGAAAAAAAAGAGGCUUGAGCAAGAGAAGGCCAAAGAAAAAGAAAAGAUUGAUAGAUACAGUAGUAUACCGGAAUGGAAAAGGAGUAUUUUAUCUAAGAGGAAAGGUACACAAUCUAACGAAGASCCUUUCAGCUUUGUAGCUCACAACGACAGCAAACCGAACACAAACCUUGAGAAUGAUCAAAUUCAAAACACUUCUCCUAYCUACAGGAAAAUCUCUCGGCAAAGUUCUAGUGAGGGACGUGUGAUACAGCCUGAUAUUAGUUCGUCUAACGAGAUACGAGAUCCCAAAGAAAUAUUUAAGAAUGGCGAUGGAGAAGGACAUUCCUUCGUCGCCAAUGGUGUAUCACAAUCCGAUAAACAAAGGCAAGACCAACGCAGUAAAUUGUCAAACCAUGCCAGACAUGAAUCCGACUCGGAGGAAGACGAAGGGAGAGUAUUAUAUGAGCAUAUAAAAACUCCUUCUGAGCUUAAAAGAUUGUAUGAAUUACGAGUGGCUAAAAGGAAGGCACUUGAGGAAGCGCAAAACAAAGAUACUCCAAGCUCAACGCGUACAAAAUCUUUGAAUGACAGCCAAAGAAUUCGAGAGGAAAACGUAAGUCAWCUAAACAGCGAAAUACCAGACAAGGGAAAGGUAUCUACRGACGUGGARCUCAACGGCGYUUUAGCACAAGAAGAAAUUGUAAAGGAAACACAGAAAAUAAAGUUAGCUGAAGAGCAAUCACUCCAAGAUGGCAUUCCACCUGCUACMAGUGAGAUCAAUCAAGGACAUGCAAUUGAUAGCAACAAUAAACACGAUAAAAAAGAAUURCAAAAUGGUGGGGAUACUUCAUCAGAAAUACAUGUUGAGGUUAUYAGAAGCAAAUUUGGACCAUCUGGUUCUUUUCGCCGUCGAAGUUCCUCAACUGAUAAUUUGUUGUCAAAGUCAAGUCCUGACCAUACCACCCCAACAGGGAGCCCUAAGCCUAGACCAUCUCCACUCAACAAGCGRUGGUCUAUGAUUUCAYUGCCAAAAGCAARUGAUARCAGUGAUGAUCAWGGUUCCUUGARYAGGGCUAGGUCUUUGAGUGAUGUACWKAAUGAACCACCACAGCCUGAUCCUGUCUAUCUGCGACACAGAGCAAGUGUUUCACAUGAUAUUGAGCAUCGAAUUCAUGAAUUACUUCACCAUGUGUCUGUGUUUGAUGGYAAUACAAGUGAUGAGUGGGAUGARGAUGAAAUGCUCUCAAARCAGAAACAACCACAAAAUCMAGUACCUAAAAAWGAUGAAGAACCAACUAGAGAAAGAAGAGCAUCGUGGUUUUCUUCUGAACAAGUUGCCAAACCCACAGAAUCCAWUCAUAUUUCUUACUUACCACAAGGUGAAAAGUCAUUACCUUCAGUAAAUGAGGCAAAAUCUAAUCAUGGAAAAACAGAUCAUUCUUUGGAGGAAAGAAAUGAMGUUUCUAGCCAAAAACCUACUAAUACUCUUCUCAAUUUAAUUAAACAAGAUCAACAGAMCAAAGAGAAAGAAAUUAUUGUUCAUACUGCAGAAAAUCAUGAAAGUUUUAAUGCAGAUCUUCAUGASUCAGACAUGAAUGUAAAUAAUGAAUCAGCUGACRAUCGAAAUUCAAAAGGACCAUCAGUUCAUAAACUCAGUGCUCUCUUUGGUUCUAGUAUCUUAAAAGGAAAYAAAAAAUCAAAGGUAAAUAAAAAUGCUGMAGUAAAAAAGACAACCACACAGGAAACCAAGUCUGACAACAAGAGUGAUUCUAAAGGAACUUCAAGGAAAUUCCCAUGGAUGAAAAAGAAUACYAAUAAUGACACAUCAGUCAACAGCACUUCUAAUUCMGAAGRAUCAAAUUUCCUUUUCAAAGGUGCUCAAAAKCUUAAACCUGUGCAGAACAGGUAUUCUGAGCAAAAAAUGCCAGGUAAUGUGGCUAUGGUGAUUGGUGGUGGUUCAAAAAAUAACACRACUUAYAAUAAYGUUAAGAAGCCAGCCCCUUAUUCCAAAACUCCACCAGUUAACAAUAAGAACAUUACUCCUYCAUCUAAACAUGCCCCAAAGAAGACAUCGAYUGAUUAUGAAGACGAGUACAUAACUGUCAUUGAUGUUCCUGAUACAAGCUCUCAUGAUAUUCAAGUAUCGGCAAUUGACAUUCCUGAAGCUUCAUCCCYGACACCAGUGUCKGUCAUUGAUAUGCCAGAGUCAAAGGACAGUGGAUUWAAAGUGUCAGUCAUCGAUAUGCCACAAGAUUCCGAUUCUGAUAGUGAUUCUGAGACGUCAGGCAGCUAUGAGGUGAAUCCCAGUGUGUUUACAUUUCAAACAGACAGCUCGGAAAGCAGAGAUGAUGACGAUGAGGAAGAAGACAUUGACAAUGUGCCUGUGUCGUAUUAUGGGGAUUCAACUUACAUGACAGUUCCUGAAAUCAUUUUUGAAACAGMGCGGGAAGAAGUGAAGUCAAUCUUGAGUAGUCCACUGAGAAAAAGAAAGAGAAAGAACAAAGUGGUCUUCCAUCCAGACAAACUAGAGAAGAUCCAUGAUUAUCCAUCAGAAAUAUGUCUACAAUCACACUACGAUCAAAUGAUGAAGGAACAAGGUGGUCUAAGUAGCUACAAACCGUCUUCUUUACAAAAUGUUAAUCUAUCGAUAGAAUCUCUGAAGCCUGUAAUACAGACAGACCAGAACUCUAACCWCAAGGUGAACGACUCGGUUAAAGUUUCAUAUUCAGAUGAUGGAGAGGGAUUUAGCACUUCGAGUAGCUCAAGUGGGGCAUUACUUUUCUAGACUAGGAAAUUAGAAUUACACAGCAGUGGUUAAGUGUKAAAAUUAUAAUAUUUUACACUGUAAAAUUAUGAUGAAAAAAAUGAUGUUUUAGACUUUGAUUCUUUCUCUUAAGAAACAACAUCUAAAAUAUCAUAUUAUUUAUUAGUUUAUCAGAACUAUUUUAUUAGAAACAUCACUGCAGCUAUACCUCACAGUCUUAAUUACAAUUAUAUUUGUUUAUGGAUUAAAACUAACGCUAAUGUUUUUCAUCUGUGUGCAAAUUAUAUGCUAGCAAUCAAGGUAUAUGCCAUAUAUCUGUGAAACAACURCAUGUAGAACACACCUCUAGUGCAUUUUUGAAAUAUUAUUUUCAUAGYAGUGACUAAUGGAGUGAAACAUUGGUUAAUAAUGAGAGCAUGGUAAUUAGUCAUCUUGGUAUUAUUUAUGCAUGCCUCAGUGAAUUCUUAGUUUGUAGAUGUAAAUCCAAUAGUUGAUACCUAAACAAUAUUUCACAUGACACAAGAACUUGUUGCUUCACAGUUUUAUGGCAUUUCUAUAAAAAAAAUAAUUUUUUUUUGAAAAUAUCAGAGUUCUACUUAUUGYUUUCAAAAUAUCUAAAAAGUAUCUGAUAUGAAGAAAGAAUGUGUUAUGGGUGUGUGGUUAUGUUAAAGCAAUGUAGAAUAAUACUGUCUGUUACUUUGGGGUUGGUUGUACAUUGUACAAAAUUUGAGUAGUGCUAUCCUAGGACCAAAUAACCUUAAUAUAAAUCCAUGCAAAAUCUAAUAUGUUGUAGGUAACUUUAUCCACCUUUUGUACAACCAGCUCUGUUGUCAACAUUCCUAACAAGUCUAUUCAAUCACAYGGAGUGACAUAAAAAGAGAAUCAUUAAAAAUUAUUGUAUUUAAAACAUCUGUAAAUAUACACCUUAAGAUAGCUAAGAUAUUAUAAAAUGUGCUUGAACUAA